UAGGGGUGAGAUGUAAUGCCUCUUAUAUAGCAGUGUGACACACACACACAAAAUACUAGGUGCUUCUCAGGGCACUAACACAGAUGUGAUUCUACCAUUUCCCAGGGAAAGGAUUGCAGAUGAUGUCUUUUAGGCCUCUGGCAGGCAUUAAUUUAAUUAUGUGAUGGAUAUAACACAUUUUAUUCUGCACCCCAAAAAAUGCAUAUCUUGCCAUGCUGGACAUGCAUUGCAGGUUGCAAUGUGUCUGCUGGAAUGGGAGGCCUGAGAACAGGGACCUAGAUCCCUGGCUCCUUAUGACCUGGGACCUUAAAAGGGAGAAAGCAUGGCAUUGGGAACUGAUCCCCAGUCUUGGGCUCUCCAUGCACCUGGAGCUUCAAAGGGGGCUGCAGGAAGCACAGUGUCAAUUGCUGGAUAAAUGUAGCAACUACUAGGGGCCUUUGACACUUAGUCCUACCAAAUGUAUCCAGAAUCCAUUACUUGCACUUAAUCUAAAACUAAGACCAUAAAGAUUACUCUGUCUUCUGGGAAUAUGAUUCUUAUUAGUUUAGUUUUAUUUUUACCUGUUGAUUUAACAGCAAGAUAUUAAUAUAGAGCUAGUUAACCUGUACUUAACUCCAGUAGUGUUGCUCUGUUAGUUUCUAUAUUGUAAUGUCUUAAUCUGGUAACAUUCUUUUUCUCUUUUGUCCAGUUCUUUGAAAUACUGAGAGUGGAAAAAACAGAACAAAAAAAUGGACCCCAGUCUUUUGUUAGCUGCUGCUUAUGGUUUCCGCCAUUUCACUCCUAAUUCGUUGUUUGAAAUUGAGAAUAGAAUUGCUGAGAAAAAAGCAAAACGAGCUCAAGCCAAGCAGGAUGACAGCAGUCAGCAGGUCAAAGAAGAAGAACAAUGUUCUCCCCAGCUGGAUCUGAAAGCUUGCAACAAAUUGCCUACUAUCUAUGGAAAACCUCCACCAGAGCUUGUUGGAGUACCAUUGGAGGAUCUUGAUCCUUACUACAGUGACCACAAGACUUUUAUGGUACUGAAUAACAAGAAUAUAAUUUUUCGAUUUAGUGCAGCACCUGCCUUAUGCAUAUUUGGCCCUUUCAAUCCUAUCAGAAGAACAGCAAUUAAAAUUUUGGUUCAUUCAUAUCCUUUUUACUGGUUAUUCUUAUUCUAA
Gavialis gangeticus (Gharial) is the source of this 1154-nucleotide messenger RNA. RefSeq names its product sodium channel protein type 10 subunit alpha-like. The record is from RefSeq and is a predicted model, not a curated record. The transcript is spliced from 2 exons. Gene Ontology annotation, cellular component: axon; voltage-gated sodium channel complex; plasma membrane. Gene Ontology annotation, molecular function: voltage-gated sodium channel activity. Bases 729 to 1154 code for a protein of 141 amino acids. Gene Ontology annotation, biological process: membrane depolarization during action potential; sodium ion transmembrane transport; neuronal action potential. NCBI's taxonomy places the organism in Eukaryota, Metazoa, Chordata, Crocodylia, Gavialidae.